GAUAGCUUAGCCCCGCCCCAACAUUGACUAUGUCGUGGAGAAGCACAUGGAAUUGUUUUAUCUGGAGAAAAACUCGAUGGAUACGUUUGUAUUCUGAUAGAAGAGGGCAGAAAAGACAUGGAACAGCUUUAUGGAAGCCAGCUGCCUUCACACUACUGGUUGGGUCUAGUACUUAUAUUGUCAGCAUUUGUUAUCAUGAAAUGAAAAGAAAGUCAUUUUUAAAGAAACACCUCAAUGAAGAGCAUUACUCUUCACUGCAUAAUACAGAGAAAAAUGGCAUCAGUGCAAAAUUGAAACAAAUCAAACAAUGGUGGCAGUAUCAAUUGUACCACGACAAAUUCUAUUUUGCUGUAUUGUCAUUGAAUGCUUGUGUAUUUGCUGCCUGGAUCCUGCCCCAGUGGACGUUGAAACCAUUCGAAAGACUCAACCUAGUAUUAAUGAGAUAUUUUACUUCCACACCCAGAUUCAGUUCGACCAGUUCAUUGCUGUUGUCAUCUUUCAGCCACAAGGACGUGUGGCACUUCAUGAUUAAUAUGUACGUGAUGUAUACCUUUAUGCCUCCUUUUAUUUCUCUCGUUGGUAGAGAAGGAAGUUGGCCGUAUUAUUUGACAGCUGCUACUUUUGCAUCAGCGAUAAGUCAUUAUAUUAAAGUAUUCAGAGGUGCACAUCUUGUAGCUUCACUAGGAGCUUCGGGUGCUCUUUUAGCAGUAUUGAGUUUAGUUGUGAUGCAUAAUCCUGGUGCUACCCUGCAUAUUGUGUUCUUUCCUUUUAUACCAAUACCUGCUUCUGCAGGUUUGGCAUCCAUUGUUGCAUUGGAUGUAAUAGGUUUGCUAAGAGGCUGGAAAACGUUUGAUCACGCUGCACAUCUUGCAGGAACUGCUUUUGGAAUGCAAGUGGAGAGAAAGAGAGAGGGGAGAGAGAAGAAGGAUAGAGAGUUCUUGUUUAUUAUUUGCCUUUUUUUUGUUAGAUUGUACUAUCACUAUGGACAUAAGAUAUAUCAUAGAAUUAGACGAAAGGUAAUUCAAGUGCUCAACUACUUCUCAUAGGACUAAUGAAAACUUAAUAAGAGAACCUAGGUCUGACGGUUCAUUAUACUUGUAAAAUAACAUAAUGACACUGCUAUAAUUCAUUCUUGAUACACAGACACAACAAUGAUAAUAAUAUAAUAAAAUAAUAUAAUAUAAUGUUCAUAUCAA
Amphimedon queenslandica is the source of this 1196-nucleotide messenger RNA. RefSeq names its product presenilins-associated rhomboid-like protein, mitochondrial. Gene Ontology annotation, cellular component: membrane. The record is from RefSeq and is a predicted model, not a curated record. Lineage: Eukaryota; Metazoa; Porifera; Demospongiae; Haplosclerida; Niphatidae. Gene Ontology annotation, molecular function: serine-type endopeptidase activity. Bases 30 to 1046 code for a protein of 338 amino acids. The transcript is spliced from 9 exons.